Messenger RNA from Oncorhynchus gorbuscha (pink salmon), 2552 nucleotides. RefSeq names its product sialidase-3-like. The transcript has 3 exons. Bases 195 to 1454 code for a protein of 419 amino acids. Gene Ontology annotation, biological process: oligosaccharide catabolic process; ganglioside catabolic process. Gene Ontology annotation, cellular component: cytoplasm; membrane; lysosome. The record is from RefSeq and is a predicted model, not a curated record. Gene Ontology annotation, molecular function: exo-alpha-sialidase activity. Lineage: Eukaryota; Metazoa; Chordata; Actinopteri; Salmoniformes; Salmonidae.
CACAUUUAAUAGCGACAGGAAAAAAAAUAAUAAUAAAUAGUUUUAGAGGUAGCUAACGCUAUGCUCGUUUUAACUGGGUCUCACGACUCAACGGUGUGAUUUGUAGGCUAAGAAGCCUGCUCCUGUAAGUAUGUGUUCUGGCUUAUAACGACGUCGACGUUAGAAGACCAUCUUUUUGCAUGUAAAAUAGCUUGAUGAUUUACUUGAAUGAACCAGCCAUUUCAGCUAUGGGGAACACAUCAUCAAGGAGUUAUUUACCAGGAAUCGAAAUGCAACCUGCAAAAACAACUCUGUUCAAACAGGAGCAAACUGGGACAAGAUACAGAAUUCCAGCUCUCAUUUACCUAAAAGAGAGUCAGACAUUCCUUGCCUUUGCAGAAAAGCGCUCUUCCCUCAGUGACAGUGAUGCAAAAAGUAUUGUUAUGAGGCGAGGAACUCAACAAAAUGGAUCCACUCAGUGGUCAGAAUCCCAGGAGCUGUUGUCAGCAUGUUUACCAGACCACCGCACCAUGAACCCCUGCCCGGUGUAUGAGAAGAAUACCAAGACUCUAUUCCUGUUUUUCAUCUGCAUUUUAGGGAACACUUCGGAGCACCAUCAGAUCUGGACAGGCAAGAAUAAGGCCCACCUGUGCUACAUCACCAGUAAUGAUGAGGGCCAAAACUGGAGCCCGACAAAGGACUUGACAGAGAGUGUGAUUGGCAAAACGGUCAGAAGGUGGGCUACAUUUGCUGUGGGACCAGGCCAUGGCAUUCAAAUGGAGAGUGGAAGAUUGAUCAUACCUACCUAUGCCUAUUAUAUCCACUUCAAAUGCUUCUCCUUCCCCUUCCCCUUCACGGUACAGCCUCAUGCUCUCUCAAUAUACAGUGACGACUUCGGUCAGACAUGGCAAAUGGGCAGGAUGCUUCAAAGAAAGUCCUGUGAGUGUGAGAUGGCAGAGAUCAUAGACCACGAGGGCAGGAGUCACCUGUACUGCAACGCUCGCCAUGGAGGACAUAGAGUGGAGGCUCUGAGUGAGAGCAGUGGGGUUUACUAUGACAAGCCUCGCUUGGCUCCGAGGUUAGUGGAGCCAGGCCAUGGUGGUUGCCAAGGUAGUGUGAUUGGCUUCCCUGCCCCUGAGCAAGGUGAAGAGGGUAUGGGUGGUACCACAUCAUCACCACGGGCCUCAGACACGCAAACCUGGCUUCUCUUCACCCACCCGACCAAUAAGAGAACGAGGAAAGACUUGGGAGUGUAUUUGAACCGAUCCCCACUGCACACGUCAGGUUGGGACCGGCCCUGGAUCGUCCACAGUGGACCCAGUGGCUACUCAGACCUGGCCUACAGUGAGGACACUGAGCACUUUGCUUGCCUGAUGGAAUGUGGGGAGAAGAGUGAGAUUGAACAGAUUGCUUUUGUGUCUUUUCCACUCAGUGAUGUCAUGCAGACCAUUGAUGAGAAAGAAAAGACCUUCUAGGUUUUCGUUAGGGUUGUAUUUCAGAAAUACACUCUAACUCCAAUCAGAUUCAGUGGUCAGUAGAUACAUUAUCAUCCCUGUACUUUAUUAGUAUCGAAAAAGAAGCAAUCUGAAAAGAAUAUGAUCAUUUAUAUCAAAGUCGUUUUGUGUAGAAAAGGUAACUUACACUAAAAUGUCAUUGAAAUGCAAUCAUAGUUAAAUGUGAUAUAAUCUGUAGAUGUGAUCAUUUUAUGAAGUCGGACUAUGAACUGCAAUGCAUGCUGUCAUGGGACGACAGUCUAUUUAAACAGCCUACGUUUGCUACUUAGUUCUGCAAUGUAACUCCUUUCACCUCUACAGUGAUUCAAAGGAUUCAGUUCCUCAUGCUUGUCAAGCACACUGUGAAGAGAACAACCUGCUCAGCCACAACUCUGCUCCCUGUUGAAUGAACAGCCAUCCCUCGAUCAUGAAGUUGUUUGUUAUCUACUGUGACUCAUCUGUUCAAACUGCAUGGGCUUCCCAAUGCCACACUAUCCAACCCUGUCUUUAAGCACAUUGUAUCCCUGUCUGGACAGUUCAAACAUUCCCCAUAGCAUUAUAAAUGUUAUGACUAUGUAAUUUGUGAAUGUUAUUGAUGUCAUUUAUGCUGUUGUUCAGACCCUCUGUAAUGACAGUGAGCCACUCUGAAAAGUGUCUGCUAAAGGACAGAUCAGCUUCAUUUGCUGAGAACUCCAAUGUGCCAAAUUAGAUUAUUUUUCCCUGUCUCUAAGUAAUGCUACAAUAUUAGUCCUGUCUCAACUAUCUGCACAAUCCUGUCCCUGCCUGUAUCCUUGGCUAUGCAGAAAACAUAUUGUUAAUCAUUUCUGUGAAUGGCAUGCAGAACUAUCUUUUGAAAAUAAAUGUAAAAAAUCUGAUAAACUAUGUUUAGCUUUUUGAUUUACAAAGUGUUGUGAGCAAACAAUGUGGUGCAACUGCCUUCCACCUUUAUCUCCAGGCCAGGGUUGAACUUAUUUAGCAGGUACAUUAAGAAAUCACUUUACUUGUUACAUGUUAUUAUCAAAUAUGUAACAAAAGUGAACAAUCUUGCUUUCUUAUAAAAUACAGUGCAUUCGGAAAGUA